AUGCGUUUUUUUGCUAUUCUAAUACUUGCUGUACUCGCAUGUUUUAGUGCUGGAGCACUUGUAGCACCAGAACUUGUCGCACCACAACUUGUACAAGUUCAUCGUGGUAAUUGUCCAAUGCAUGGAAUGAUCUGCAAUAUUUAUUGUCCACCUACUUCUCUCCUUACAAUGGUUCCAAGACAAGAAGAUGGUUGCACAAAAGAUAGUGAAUGUGCUACUGAUGAAAAAUGUUGUAAACCAUCUUGUGGAUGUACUCAUAGAUGCGCUAAAGCUACAACUACACCACAAUUUCCUCAAGGAAAAUAG
Adineta steineri is the source of this 306-nucleotide messenger RNA. Lineage: Eukaryota; Metazoa; Rotifera; Eurotatoria; Adinetida; Adinetidae. The record is from the annotation of a GenBank genome assembly.